AUGGUGACAGACACGAGCGAGGACAGCUUGUUCAGAAUCAGACCCAACACCUCUGCCAAUGCCACUGAGGAUGGCACAUCAGGUGCCGGUUCCAUGGAGGACAUGAUCGCCAUCUGCACCAUUGGGACAAUCCUCUCCCUCAUGUGCGUGAUCGGGGUAACAGGCAACGUCUAUACCUUGCUGGUGAUGUGCCAUUACUUGCGAUCAUCUGCCUCCAUGUAUAUCUACAUCAUCAACCUUGCGCUGGCAGACCUGCUCUACCUUCUCACCAUCCCCUUCAUCGUUGGGACCUACUUCAUUCAGAAGUGGUACUUUGGGGACAUUGGCUGUCGCAUCCUGUUCAGUUUGGAUUUCCUCACUAUGCACGCCAGCAUCUUCACCCUUACAGUCAUGAGCACAGAGCGCUACUUUGCUGUGCUGAAGCCCCUGGACACAGUGAAGAGGUCCAAGAGCUACCGAAAGGCCAUUGCUGUUGUCAUCUGGCUGGUGUCACUGCUGCUCACCCUCCCAAUGCUCAUCAUGAUCCAGCUCGUGCAAAGGGACAACAAAAGCAUCUGCCUGCCCACUUGGAGCAAGCUGUCCUACAAAGUCUAUCUCACCAUCCUUUUUGGUACCAGCAUCGUGGGCCCAGGGGUAAUCAUUGGCUACCUUUACAUCCGAUUAGCUAGGAUUUACUGGGUGUCGCAAACAGCAUCCUUCAAGCAGACCAAGCGCCUGCCGAAUCAGAAGGUGCUCUAUUUAAUCUUCACAAUAGUGCUGGUGUUCUGGGCUUGCUUCUUGCCUUUCUGGAUGUGGCAGCUUCUCUUCCAGUAUUAUGAAUCUUUCUCUUUAUCCCCCAAGGUGAUGAAGAACAUUAAUUAUCUGACAACCUGUCUGACCUACAGCAACAGCUGUAUCAACCCUUUCCUCUACACCCUGCUCACCAAAAACUACCGGGAGUACCUGAAGAAUAGGCAGCGGUCCCUUAGCAGCAGCAGUGGGUACUUCCAAAGGAGGAAUCGAUUUCAGAGGAUUUCAGGAAGAUCCCUGUCCACAAGCAGUCAGCACUGCACAGAGACGUACGUUCUUGCUCACGCUCCUUUGGGAAACAGCAGUGCCUGA
Molecule: messenger RNA, 1101 nt
Organism: Mesitornis unicolor (brown roatelo)
Lineage: Eukaryota; Metazoa; Chordata; Aves; Mesitornithiformes; Mesitornithidae
Gene: UTS2R
Product: urotensin 2 receptor
Exons: 1
Coding region: 1-1101 (366 amino acids)
Biological process (GO): neuropeptide signaling pathway; blood vessel diameter maintenance; regulation of blood pressure
Cellular component (GO): membrane
Molecular function (GO): urotensin II receptor activity
Source: RefSeq, a predicted model, not a curated record